GUUUAAAUUUUGUCAGAGAUUCAUAUCCCCAUCUGUCGGAUCCCGUUUCCCCGGAUUAUGUACUGAUUAGCGCUGCAUGCGCGCGCCUCACUGCCGAACGACGUUGCUUUACUUUUCCCUUUCUCAGGAAGUUCGGCAAUAUCUUAGGAGCCACACAUACUAAACAAUAUACGACAUCUACCCCCCCGAGAAGCUACGGGUACUUACACCAGACAAGCUUACUAGGGAAGACUAGCCACCAAUAUCCUUAGGGAAUUUUCUUUGCCAACAACGACGUCGUCUGAGAGGCGUUUGCCGCCGAGCGGCAAUCGUCUCCUUUACUUGAUAUUGUCAUGUCAGACAAGAUGUCUAUCGACAAGAAAGACCAUUCGAAAGACGAUUCCGACGAGUCCAUUGGUUCAAGUCCUGAAAAUGAGCCUGGCCCAUCGGUCCCACCAGAAAACCAACCGGCAAAACGCAAAGGAGGGCGUAAACCUAUCUAUGCCACUUCAGAGGAGCGGAAGCAAAGAAACCGCCAGGCGCAAGCCGCAUUUAGAGAACGUCGAACAGAAUACAUCAAGCAGCUCGAGGAAACCAUCAAGGCUCAUGAGUCGAACUUGGCAAGCCUACAAGCUGCUCACCGCAGUGCCGCGGACGAAUGCUUAAUGCUCCGAUACAAGAACUCCUUGCUUGAACGAAUCCUCCUUGAAAAAGGUAUUGACGUACAAGCUGAGCUUCAUGCCAAAACUGGCAGUCCAAACCUUGGUCCAACUCAUAUGCCCCAGAACAUGGUGCAACCACCACCGAUGCCGCGAGCAAUCCUCAACAGACAUCAUCAUUCGCGCAGGUCUGGUUCUAGUAUCGCGCCGAAGCUCGAGCCGGGCAUCACCUCCCUACCUCAACCUGGGGGUGUGCAACAGUCUAUAGCGUCACCAAAGAACCGGCCAACACCUCCUUCCCACGCUGCGUCUCCUACUAACCCUACGCCAUCUUUUGGCACACAAGCAACAGCCUCCCCUGCUUCCUCAGAGCAUACGAACCUGCGUACGACGAUUCCCCCACCUAUGAAGCCGCAAUUAGCGCCGAUGCCUGGAAUGGCGGUCGCAGCGCGGCAACAGAUGAUGCAGCAACAUGCUGCUGGUUCUAGGGCGCAGGCAUUCUAUCCGACGUCGUCGUUUCAGAAUCAUUUCCAACAACUCGAACAAGAGUACGACGCGCCGACCGAUAUGAUGGACGAACCGGAACCGGACACGCCGGGUCCAGGUCCAUACCCUUCGACUUUUCAAGUUCCACAACAGCAUAGUAUGUCUAUGCAACCAGCGACGACAGGGGCGCCAGGUCAGCCAUCAAUGGCUGCUGGAGGGCAGGGUAAUCAAGCGCAAAGCCAGACGCAAGGUCAAGGAUAUCCGAGUAUGACCCAACUGCUAGACCCCGCUUUAGACUGGGAUCCGUUUGGUCUCAGUGCAUCAAUGGCCUUUCCGACGCAGUUUUCCUUCGACACGAGCAACAUGAGGUAGUGUAAAUUACGAGAUGGGAUAUUCGCGAAAGGCUUCGAAAACUAGGCAAGGGGAAGGGGAAGGAGAAGGGGGGCGAGGAGAUAUUAACGAGCCAAUACAGGUUAUACUGACGGUAGUGGGAGGUACAGCAAACUGACCGAGACUACAAAAUUACGUCUGGCAGCUAUUGGUAUCGGAUAGGACGGAGUUUCGCGCGAGAUGAUGGCGGUGGUCGAGACCAGCAAAGAGGAUGAGCAUUAUAUUCCGGGAAGAUUUAUUGCGAAGCAUUCAAUAGGAAGGCAACCGGCAUUAUACCCAAGGCAGGCGGUCGACUUUCGGUCUCGGUGACCUUGAUAUAUCGAGUUACUACGUCAAUUGCGGCAUUUCGGCGGGCGAAGGAAAAGUUAUUGAUUUGGUACGACAAUUCAUUCAGACGACUAUACUACGG
Hypoxylon trugodes is the source of this 1923-nucleotide messenger RNA. RefSeq lists its product as uncharacterized. The transcript has 4 exons. NCBI's taxonomy places the organism in Eukaryota, Fungi, Ascomycota, Sordariomycetes, Xylariales, Hypoxylaceae. Bases 333 to 1496 code for a protein of 387 amino acids. The record is from RefSeq and is a predicted model, not a curated record. Gene Ontology annotation, cellular component: RNA polymerase II transcription regulator complex. Gene Ontology annotation, molecular function: DNA-binding transcription activator activity, RNA polymerase II-specific; transcription cis-regulatory region binding.